GUCGGUUUCACGGCAUCGUGAGAAAAAAAACCAACGGUCACAUUUUUAUUAAAACCGAUCCACCCCUGUUACCCACCGACAUCUCUCAACACUCUCACCGCCACAAACUCAACCCUCCAUUUUCCCACGGCCUCCCUCCAAAUAUCCCCCACCAAAAUUACACUCUAAUUCGUAUCAACAUUCAGAUUCACUACAUAUAUUUUUCCGGGCUUUUAGAAAAAAAACCCAAUUUAUAUUUUCGUCAAAUUCAAAUUCAAAAAAAAAAAAAUUUGGGGAUUUGAUGAUUUUGCGAGACAUGCAAGCCAAGUCACUGCAAUGGGAGGCGUCUCCGGGGCUCCGGGUCGGGCUCAAAACGCCGCCGUCGUCCUCGUCCUGGUCGCAGCUGGCAGUCGUGAACUUGCGCGGUGGCGCUUCUGUAAAUAGCUUGAAAGCCAGAGGUUUGUUUGUAGUAAAGGCCAUGGAGGUGGAGGGUUCCAAAACAGCGAGUCUGAAUGGGCACGCCGGGAGCUCAGAUAAAAAUGGGAGCUUGUUGUCUUCGGUUGGAAAUUCAACCAAUAUUAAGUGGCAUGAGUGCUCAUUGAACAAAACUGACAGGCAGAAGUUGCUUAAACAAAAGGGCUGUGUCAUUUGGAUCACCGGUCUCAGCGGUUCAGGGAAGAGCACGGUGGCAUGUGCUUUGGGUGGGAGUUUGUACCGCAGGGGGAAGUUGUCGUACAUUCUUGAUGGGGACAAUGUCAGGCAUGGCUUGAAUCGUGACCUUAGUUUUAAAGCAGAAGAUCGUGCAGAGAACAUUCGGAGGAUUGGUGAGGUGGCGAAAUUGUUUGCUGAUGCUGGAGUUAUUUGUAUUGCUAGCUUGAUUUCUCCUUAUAGAAAGGAUCGUGAUUCCUGCCGUGCAAUGCUACCUGCUGGAGAUUUUAUUGAGGUGUUCAUGGACGUUCCACUUCAAGUUUGUGAAGCUAGAGACCCGAAAGGCCUAUAUAAGCUUGCACGUGCAGGGAAGAUCAAAGGUUUUACCGGGAUUGAUGAUCCAUAUGAGCCACCACUAAAUUGUGAGAUAGUAUUAACACAUAAAGGAGGAGCGUGUCCUUCCCCAUGUGAGAUGGCCGAAGAAGUGGUUUCUUAUUUGGAAGAUCAGGGUUUCCUCCAAGCAUAAGAAGUUGGUGGAACCCUUCCUUGAACUGUCAAAACUUUGAGCUCUACUGCAGAUGUGGUGAAGAUAGUUUCUAGCGCGCCGGGUGGAUGCUAUGCAUCUUGCAUUACAGAUAAGAUGCAGAAAUUGAUGCAAUAUUCCUGUAAACGCAUUAGUUAAUUGCUUGAUUAAUUUGUGCCAAAUCUUCUUUAUCUUUGAUGUUAGUUUGAAUUGUGGUCUCCUCAUUGUAAAUGAUAGAGUGGAGAGUUUCUUGGUCAGAUUAUAUUUUGUUUCGAGUUGGAUGUGUUUGUAUCAUCUCGUGGCGUUUUUACGUGCAUGCGUUUGAAUAUUAUUGUAGUUACAAACUGCUGCUAAACUCUUUGUACUAGAUCUAAUAUGUAACCAAAUACUUGGGGGAAAAGAAGGCCAGAAGAGCUCCUCUCUAUAGACGAUGUAAGAUGAAGAAGAAUUUACUUAGAAUUGGAUACCUUAUUGGUUUGUGUUC
Messenger RNA from Pyrus x bretschneideri (Chinese white pear), 1634 nucleotides. RefSeq names its product adenylyl-sulfate kinase 3. The transcript has 7 exons. Gene Ontology annotation, biological process: sulfate assimilation. Gene Ontology annotation, molecular function: ATP binding; adenylylsulfate kinase activity. NCBI's taxonomy places the organism in Eukaryota, Viridiplantae, Streptophyta, Magnoliopsida, Rosales, Rosaceae. The record is from RefSeq and is a predicted model, not a curated record. The coding region runs from base 281 to 1153 and encodes 290 amino acids.